AAGUAAUACAGUCAAAUGAAAUUCAUCUUUGGUGGGAGGUUGAUAUUUGGACCAGAUGCCAAGUCACUGAUUGUCACUGUAUUGCUUAUACUCGUUCCCAUCAUUGUUUUCUGUGUUCUAGUGGCGAGGCACCUUCGCCAUUCAUUUCCAUCAUACAAUGCAGGAUAUGCAAUUCUGGUGGUAGCAAUUGUCUUUACCAUUUAUGUAUUGGUGCUUCUUCUUGUAACUUCAGCCCGGGACCCCGGUAUUAUUCCACGUGCAUCACAUCCACCUGAGGAAGAGUUCUGUUAUGAAUCCUCAGUUUCAGUCGACGGUGGAAGGCAAACUCCAAGCCUACAAUUCCCUCGCACCAAAGAAGUUAUUGUCAAUGGCGUGCCUGUGAGGGUGAAAUAUUGUGAUACUUGUAUGUUGUAUCGUCCUCCCCGUUGCUCUCAUUGUUCAAUCUGCAACAACUGUGUGGAACGAUUUGAUCAUCAUUGCCCUUGGGUGGGCCAGUGCAUUGGAUUGCGUAAUUACCGUUUCUUCUUUAUGUUCGUUUCUUCUUCGACUCUCCUUUGCAUCUAUGUGUUCGCCAUAUCAGCAUUGUACAUCAAGAUACUCAUGGAUGAUCAUGGCACAGUUUGGGAGGCAAUGAAAGACUCUCCUGCGGCAGUGGUGCUCAUGGUCUAUUGCUUUAUUUCUCUGUGGUUUGUUGGUGGUCUCACUGGCUUCCACUCAUACCUUAUUGGUACAAACCAGACGACAUACGAGAAUUUCCGUUACAGAGCUGACAACAGACGUAAUGUCUUCAACCGUGGUUGCUUAAAUAAUUUCUUUGAAGUAUUUUGCUCAAAGAUAAAGCCUUCAAGGAACAAUUUCCGUGCUUUCGUACAGCAGGAAGUGCCUAGGCUUUCAAUGGCCCGUACACGUGAUAUGGAAGUAGAAGAUACAAGUGGGAACCCACGUGCAAAAGUGGAAGAUGAUCUAGAGUUAGGUGGAGAUCUAUUGAAGAUUUCACAGCGCCAUAACUUUGAAGAAGUGGAUGAAGACAUACGCAGCAGAGGCGGCAACGGUCAACAUCAUGAUAAUACUCUCGAAGCUGACUUUGUCUUGGGUUCAGACCAACAAGCUCCUCCUGCUGUUCGAUCAGAGGCUCGCCACUCAAGUUGGGGUAGGAGGAGUGGAAGCUGGGAGAUAUCACCUGAUAUUCUUGCCAUGAACUCUGCAGUCACUGAAAGCAGGAACUGUAACACAUAGAAGGAAUCACAGCAGUAAGGCACUGGUUAUUUUAGGUGAUUCUUGUGACACAACAUAUUGACACGAAUGCACUGAAUGGAUCAAUGUUCCUAUCUGGGUUGUGAUACGCCCAAUUCAGGCCAUGGCUGGUGAAAUUGCCAUUGGUUGGACAAUUACAGAUGAACCCACCCAUGGAAAUCAGUUUAAUUCCCCUCCUGUGUCCAUUUGUGCAGGGCGUGAUCUCUUCCAUUUGUUUUAGGGGGGCAGAAGUGUGUUUGUAAGUACAGGCGGUCUAGGGGGUAAAAGAAAUCUUUUGCUUUUUUAAUUUUUUUUUCUCCUUUUGUUCCUUCUUUUUAAAUCUCAUACUUUACAUUGUGUAACAAUUUGAUAUUGUGGACUUGUGAAUCUUUAGUUGGUGGCUUGAUUCUUUCUGUGUAA
Molecule: messenger RNA, 1653 nt
Organism: Macadamia integrifolia
Lineage: Eukaryota; Viridiplantae; Streptophyta; Magnoliopsida; Proteales; Proteaceae
Product: protein S-acyltransferase 8-like
Exons: 5
Coding region: 16-1236 (406 amino acids)
Biological process (GO): protein targeting to membrane; peptidyl-L-cysteine S-palmitoylation
Cellular component (GO): endoplasmic reticulum; Golgi apparatus
Molecular function (GO): protein-cysteine S-palmitoyltransferase activity
Source: RefSeq, a predicted model, not a curated record